CCGUCAGUUGGCCGCCGCGCGUCGGCGGUGUCACGUCUUGUUGUGUGUUGUGUCUAAAUUAUUGUCGUUACCUCCAUCGAUUUAUUACCUUAAUCGAUCUAUUUCGAAGGAUUCGUCGCAUAUAUUGACCUUAAACGUCAUUAAGAAUUAUUAGAUACUUAUCUAUUUUCGAAGGAAUAUCCAAAGAACUUGAAGUUAAAAAAUCGAACAAAAAGGGAAAGUGUCAAAGGCGAGCUGCUGUUCUGUCGACGGAUACGAGAACGGUGUAUAUGUGUGUUAUAUGUGUUACUAAUGUGUGUAUUGCGUGUUUGUCGGCGGAACGAGUUCAUUUCUUCGACCAAGGGCUUCCCGUUUCAGUGACGUUUUCAAAGAAGCUUUGAAAAAGAAUAAAGAAAAGGAAUAAAAGAAGACCUCUCUCUUAUCUCGUGAAUAAAUCUCGAGAUUAAAAAAAGAAAAAAUAUAGAAUGUUAUUGGUAAUUGACAUUGAUGAUCAUUUAACGUCCGAUGGAUUUUCAGUGAUAUAAGAAUAUACACAAAUAUACAUAAUAUAUUUCGAGACAUUUUUUGUGUCGUUAAAAAUUCGAAUACGCGCUGCUGUAUCGACAAAGAAGAAAGGUGUGGCGCGAAACCUGUACAUUCUUACGAUAGAAGAAACUAUCUCUCUAGUUCUCUCUUUAUCUCUAUCUCUAUCUCUAUCUCUAUCUCUUUUUUUUCUUCCUCUUGGACUUUGUCAUCUUCUUUACCUUCUUCAAUUUAGUUUUGUUUUUUAUGUAUCUCUGAGGACAUACAAGACACUUACGAACAUUAGAACAACGUAGACACCAUCGAGAAGAAUAUAACGAGAGCUUCCUUCUACGGAGAAUAUAUAUUUUUUUUGAAGAUGUACGGGUGAUAAACGAUCUCUUCUUCGUCAAAAUGUUGAUCAAGGAAUAUCGAAUUCCUCUGCCACUUACGGUAGAGGAAUAUCAAAUUGCUCAACUUUACAUGAUAGCGAAAAAAUCACGUGAAGAAAGCAAAGGUACCGGAAGUGGCGUGGAAAUAAUAGUUAACGAACCAUAUACCAAUGGGCCCGGUGGAAAUGGUCAAUAUACGCAUAAAAUUUAUCACGUUGGUAGCCAUUUGCCAGGAUGGUUCAAAAGUUUAUUACCUAAAUCGGCAUUGAUAGCAAAGGAGGAGGCAUGGAACGCAUAUCCGUAUACAAAAACACGAUACACGAGUCCAUUCGUCGAAAAGUUUUCCAUAGAAAUAGAAACUUAUUAUUUUCCUGAUAAUGGCUAUCAAGAAAAUGUCUUCAAAUUGAACGGUGCAGAUCUAAGAAACAGAGUCAUAGAUUUGAUCGACAUCGUAAAAGAUCAAAUCGAUUAUGUCAAAGAAGAAGAUCCUAAAUUAUAUAUUUCUGAAAAAACGGGUAGAGGUCCACUGACGGAUACUUGGUUGGAAGAUUAUUGGACUGAAAUCAAAGGGAAACAACAACCAACGUCAUCAGGGAAAUCGUUAAUGUGCGCUUAUAAAUUAUGCCGGGUAGAAUUCCGCUAUUGGGGUAUGCAAACAAAGUUAGAAAAGUUCAUCCACGAUAUGGCAUUGAGAAAAGUGAUGGCACGAGCACACAGACAAGCCUGGGCCUGGCAAGAUGAAUGGUUUGGUUUGACAAUGGAAGAUAUCAGAGAAAUCGAACGGCAAACUCAGUUAGCACUUCAACAAAAGAUGGGUCUUGCUGAGUCCGGUGAAGAAGUAACUGGUGACGAUGAUCAGGACACGAAUACAGGAAAUACUGGAAUGACUCCUCAAGAAUCGAACGUCGCUAGGACACUCGCAGCUACUUUGAGUAGUAUCGAGAAAAACGAGGACCUUCAGAGUCCACUUAGUGUCAGGAAACCUUCAGAUAUACCGAUUAUCAAUACAGCUGUUAGUUCAGAAGGUGAAAUUAGUCCUGAGGAUUCUCCAACAGAACCACCUAAUGCUAGUCCGAUCGAUGAAAAGAACGAAAAGAAAUCGUGGAAAAAGAAUGCAGCAAGUCAUUCACCUAGUUCAGCAAAAAGUAUGGAUAUUCAAAUCGCGAAUUGGAGAAUGGAAAGUAUCGUUAGAGAAUCCGAGACGAGUAGCGAAGAGGAAUUCUUUGAUUGUCAGGAGCACUUUGAAGAUAACUCUUCAUUAGCUAAAUGGAGUUCUUUGGAUCUUCUAGCAGAAGAGGACGAUGGUGCUUCUCCUGUGGUACCAACAAACAACGUGGAAGAAGCAGAUACGAUAUUCUCACCUUCGUUUCUACAGCCAAUAGCAAGCGAACGUAGUAAAAGAUUGCAAAUUCACACGUCGACGAGCAUUGACGUUUCUUGUCCAACAUCACCUCAACAUUCUCCAACUCAUCAAUCGUGUAAAACUACAGUACUUUUGAUCGUGAUGCAUGCCGGAAGCGUUCUAGAUGCCAACGUCGAUUUGACUGCGAAGAAAUCGGAUGUGACAACCUUCAAAGGUGCCUUCGAGUCUGUUAUGAGACAACAUUAUCCGAGUAUGGUCGGACAUGUUUCUAUAAAAUUCGUUUCAUGUCCUUCGAUAUGUACCGAAGGUCUAGGUGUUCUUUCGAGUUUAAGUCCAUACAGUUUCGACAUGUCUCCAUCGUGCAUGGAUGCACCUCAAGUAACGAAUGAUACCAUACCAAUCGGUGCAAUACCAUUACUGGCAAGUGCAAGCUCGGAUUACGAAGAAGCAGUCUCACGAGUGGUGACCAAUGCGAAUCAGAUUUAUCAAGGAUUUAUAAAGAGCGAAGAGGGUAAAGGUUUUAGUGGGCAAAUUUGUUUCAUCGCUGAUUCCGUAGGUUCGAUUUUGGCCUACGAUGCUUUGUGUAGAUCUACGCAUUAUCAUUCGAGAUAUAACAGUGAAAAUAAUAUAUUGGAUACGAGUAAUCAAGGGAUUGAAAAUAAUGGAAUUUCUGAGGAUGGCAAACAUUUAAAUGCACCUUCGCCUAGAAGAAGAUCUUCUGGGACAAAUGACAGUAGCCAGCAAUGUAAAUUAGAAUUCGACGUAGGAGAGUUCUUCAUGUUUGGCAGUCCAUUAGCACUCGUUAUGGCAUAUAGAAAAAUAUCAUCUCACGGAGACAAGAAUAGUAAUAUCCCAAAGCCAAUGGUGAAUCAAGUUUACAAUCUCUUUCAUCCAAGCGAUCCAGUAGCCGCAAGAAUCGAACCAUUGAUUUCCGCGAGAUUUUCUUUAUUACCACCUGUUAAUGUUGCUCGAUAUCAAAAGUAUCCUCUUGGAAAUGGACAGCCUUAUCAUUUACUGGAAACGAUUCAAAGCAAUCCACAAUUAUUUGCGGAUGGAUUAAACAUUCCUAACAUAUACAUGACAACGCCGUCUCAACAUGCUCAUUUGAGAAGAUUGUCGGAUAUAUCGAUUCAUAGUACUAUGUCUGGUAUCGUCGAUAAUAUUCCUUUACAAGUUGUUUCUGCUCUGACGCAAAAAUGGUGGGGAACUAAACGAAUAGAUUAUGCUCUAUAUUGUCCAGAGGGUCUGGCAAAUUUUCCUACAAAUGCAUUACCCCAUCUCUUCCAUGCUAGUUAUUGGGAAUCAUCAGACGUAAUAGCGUUUAUAUUAAGACAGUUGGGUCGGUUCGAUUUACCCAUGCUUGGUAACGAAGAAAAAGAACUCUCAUGUUUCCGUCCAGGUCAACCAAGAGAAAAAUGGAUUAAAAAACGCACCUCGGUCAAACUGAAGAACGUUGCUGCUAAUCAUAGAGCCAAUGACGUCAUCGUGGGAGAAGGUGUACCUCAAGUAUUAGUGGCCAGAUUUAUGUACAGUCCUAUAGACGUGAUAGCUUUAACAGGAGAAAAAGUAGAUAUUCAUAUUAUGAAAGACCCACCUGUUAGCGAAUGGACGUUUUUAAAUACAGAAGUUACAGAUAAAAACGGUAGAAUAACUUAUAGAAUACCUGAUGACAAAGCUCUCGGUUACGGACUUUAUCCUGUAAAAAUGAUAGUUAGAGGAGAUCACACUUCUGUCGACUUCUUUUUGGCUGUGAUACCUCCGAAAACAGAGUGUGUGGUCUUCAGUAUCGAUGGAUCGUUCACAGCGAGUAUGUCAGUCACCGGAAAGGAUCCGAAAGUUAGAGCUGGUGCUGUUGAUGUUGUCAGACACUGGCAAGAAUUAGGAUAUUUAAUUAUAUACAUCACCGCACGACCAGAUAUGCAACAAAAGAAAGUUGUGUCCUGGCUAUCUCAGCAUAACUUCCCUCACGGUUUGGUGUCUUUCGCGGAUGGUCUCUCCACGGAUCCGCUUGGUCAUAAAGCAGCAUAUUUAAAUAAUUUAGUGCAGGAACACGGUGUAAUAAUACAUCAAGCAUAUGGUAGUAGCAAAGACAUAAGUGUUUACACAUCGAUAAAUCUCAAGCCAAAUCAAAUAUUCGUAAUCGGUGGAGCAUCGAAAAAACAUCACGCUCUGGCGACGAUACUUCACGAUGGUUACGCCGCACAUUUGAGCAUGCUACAGGCACAUGGUGGUUCGAGACCAGCCAAAGGCAAUGCAAGGAUGGUAAUACCACGUGGUCAAUUUGGUUUGCCCGGUCAGAAUGCAUCUUUACGACGAAGAAGCUCUUUUAGAACGGCGAAGCGAGCGAUUUCCCAACCAACUGUGGGAAAAAUCUUUCCUUUGGAACGAAGUACGAGUUUAGGACCACCAAGUUCGCCUCCAAACGUGCCCCAAUCCGCACCACCAAUCAAAAAUACCACCACGGAAAAGCUCUGACGACUUACACGCUGCCGCUCUUUUUUCGACUCCUUGCAUUGAUUUACGUGUGUUCGCAACGUUCUUCAUCAAUUUCUAUUUCAACUUACGUGACACGAUUAACUUGAUAUCGAUGCGAUAUCGAUAGGGGAAAAAAAGGAAAAGUAAGAGAAAAAAAUCUGAAGCUGUAAAAAAUUCCCAUUUUUACGUUGGACCAUAUGUCAUCAUUGUAAACAACUUCGUUAAUCAUAUCGAAAAUUGUAUUAUAUGUUAUAUCAUUAUAGGUAAUAGUCUACGUUAACCAUAUCAGAUUUUAUAAUUGGUUUAAAAAAUUUUCAUAUCAUUGACACGAGUAUAUUGCUUAUCGUUGAUCUUAUCAAUGCGAUUAAAUCGUAUAUAGAUUUUUAUUUCUACUUGCAUAAUCAUGAUAAUGUAUUAAAAUAUAUAAAAUUAUUUGCCGAUUAUCGGUUCAAUGAUUUAACAGAAAUAUGCAUAAUGCAUGAAACAUGUAAAUGGCUUUUUCAAAAUUCAACAUUUUUUUUUACAUCCUUUUGACUAAUCAUUGCGAAAUAUAGCAACUUCGCAGUAGAUUAUAUGACUUAUACUACGGUACGAAAGAGAAAAAAAUCUAUUCGUUCACUGUUAUCUGAUCUCAACUAAUUGUUAACAUUUUAAAGAAAAUUGAUUGUAAUGUUGAAAACUGAUUGUAAAUUAGUGUACGAAUGUUUCUUAUAUAAUUCUCGUUUUCAA
Messenger RNA from Vespula pensylvanica (western yellowjacket), 5460 nucleotides. It is a transcript of the gene rdgB, whose product is annotated as protein retinal degeneration B. The transcript is spliced from 20 exons. Gene Ontology annotation, cellular component: cytoplasm. The record is from RefSeq and is a predicted model, not a curated record. Gene Ontology annotation, molecular function: phosphatidylinositol transfer activity; phosphatidylcholine intramembrane carrier activity; phosphatidylinositol binding. The coding region runs from base 916 to 4731 and encodes 1271 amino acids. Gene Ontology annotation, biological process: phospholipid transport. NCBI's taxonomy places the organism in Eukaryota, Metazoa, Arthropoda, Insecta, Hymenoptera, Vespidae.